Agrilus planipennis (emerald ash borer) is the source of this 1087-nucleotide messenger RNA. Its product is annotated as cilia- and flagella-associated protein 36. Gene Ontology annotation, cellular component: ciliary base; axoneme. The coding region runs from base 1 to 948 and encodes 315 amino acids. The record is from RefSeq and is a predicted model, not a curated record. The transcript is spliced from 7 exons. NCBI's taxonomy places the organism in Eukaryota, Metazoa, Arthropoda, Insecta, Coleoptera, Buprestidae.
AUGGGCUCAGAGGACAGCGUGUGGAUUUUUGACUCCCUAGUGGGUUUCUUAAAUGGCCCCGUUUGGCAGGGGCCAAUACAAACAUUUAUUGAAGAAAAUUGUCACGCUUUUGAAACUCAUAUGGUUCAUGACCAAUCCCAUAAAAAAUUAUUUGAAGAAUACCGUAACUUGGUCGAUUUAAUGUUAGGUAGUUAUAUGGACGAUAUUGGAAUAACACCUCAACAGUUUGAAGAUGCAUGUAAUUUACAGCAUAAUCAAGGAUUAGCACAACAUUUUGAUUACGCAGUUUUUGAGCAAAUUUGGGCUGCAAACGACUUUGAACUGUUCAAACGAAUGAUGAUCCAAAGAAACUUAGAAAUACAACUACAAACUUUGCAAUUAAUGAGUCAAAAUGUAAAAGAUUCUUCUGAAAAUGAAUCUCCAGAAACACCAAGUGUAACAACGUCUACCGACAAAGCACAGCCACAAGAAGGAAAGCCGAAACUCAAACAAAAAAUGAAAUUAUUGCCCGAAAAAAUUGAACUUCCACCAUUAAAACUUUACGAAGAAAAGGGGAUGCUGGAGGAUGACUUGUUUGAACAAGCUUCUUCUCAUGAAGAAGAUAAAAACAAAGAUGAAAAUAAAAUAGAAGAACUCGAAAACGAAAUAAAGUCACUAACAACUACAACACAGAAAAAUAAGGUAAGUAGUGCUGAAAUUCGGAAACGUCAAGAAUAUUUAAGAGCCCAGAGAGAUAAAUUGGUGGCCCUGAAGAAAGCCGAAAGAAAAAAGAAAUUAUCAAAUGAAAACCAGGAGGAUCCGAAGAAGACUGGUGGAAGACCGAAAUCUGCAAGAGCCGCAGAAUCGUUAUUAACUGGAUCAGAUAUCCAAGAAGUGGAACAGCAACUAAAAAUACGAAAACAUUUGGCAGAAAGAUUGAGAACAGAGUUAAUAAAUAAUAAAGAAUAGUCAUUUACUGUUUAUUUAAACAUAUAUUUACGCUAUUUAACAUAAAUAUACAUCGAAAUCUAUAAAAUUCGUUAAUUGCAAAUUAAUUAAUGUUACUGUUAUUGCUGUUGUUAGGUGUCAGAAUGUAAAAUGUAUUAUA